Lepisosteus oculatus (spotted gar) is the source of this 6727-nucleotide messenger RNA. It is a transcript of the gene mcf2la, whose product is annotated as mcf.2 cell line derived transforming sequence-like a. NCBI's taxonomy places the organism in Eukaryota, Metazoa, Chordata, Actinopteri, Semionotiformes, Lepisosteidae. Gene Ontology annotation, molecular function: protein binding; guanyl-nucleotide exchange factor activity. Gene Ontology annotation, cellular component: cytoplasm. The record is from RefSeq and is a predicted model, not a curated record. Gene Ontology annotation, biological process: intracellular signal transduction; positive regulation of Rho protein signal transduction.
UCCUGCAGUAAUUUGGGAGCUCAUCUGUAUGGGAAAGGUGUUGCAGCGAGCCAUUACUAUGCUGAGCCUGCACCUGCCAGCCCUGCAAGUUCACAGAAAAGGAGACUUCUAGCCCAAACUCAAGGACCAGAACAAAAAGUGAUGGGACAUUAACUCCAGCCUCCGGAUCAACAAGAAAAACCUACCACGUCUUGUGUUACAGGCGGAGCUGAAGAUGUGCUCUCUGUGCAUUACAGCAGGGCACAAACGGUGGAGUUAAGUAGCAAAAGUUAUUUUAAUAUCUUCUGAGCUCACGCAAGACAACAGAUUAGUCCUUGGCUGGGAGUAUAAUUAGCCAGCAGAAGGAGAUUUGUGACGACCUGCUGCCUGCCUGUGAGUCUCUUAGACCUCCUCUGAGGACCCCGCAAUGAGUGCCACUCUUUUGUGGGCUUACCUUGAAGCUCCAAGGACUCCAUAAGACCGCUUGGUCUGUGCAGCUCUGCCUGUGCUCCAGUGUCGGACAUCGUGGAUGUGUUACAGCCAAGCCUCCGCCGUGUUGCUGCAGGAAAGCUUUGUUCCCAUGUCUCUCCACGGAUUGCUCAGGGAAGGACAAGAAGCUCCUUACCGGAUAUUUGCUCGUCUCAGCCAGCUUCUUCACAGUCUCUCUGCUACUGUGCUCGGCUCCCUGCCCAAAAGCAGCAGAAUAUACUCCUGGAAAGAAUGGACAGAUGAAAUCAUGCAGCAAGAGAGCAGCCCCCUGUGUGCUGUGGAUAUUGAGGAUGACCUGAAAAAACAGUUUGCCUACUUGUCAGGAGGCAGAGGGGAGAACAACAGUCCUAUCAUCACUUUUCCUGAAUACCCGACCUUCAAUGAAAUCCAGGAGAAGGAAUUCCACAAUGUCCUGACUUACCUCACCAGCAUUCCCAGCCUCCAGGCUGCUGGGGUCGGGUUUAUCCUCGUCAUUGAUCGCCGCCAGGACAAAUGGACCUCUGUGAAAGGCACCCUGCUGCGAAUCGCGGGCUCAUUCCCAGGAAACCUGCAGCUCGUUCUGGUUCUCCGUCCCACCACACUGCUCCAGCGGACACUCUCUGACAUCUUUUUCAAGUUCAGCAAAGAUGAGUUUAAAAUGAAGGUUCCAGUCAUCAUGCUGAGCUCAAUAACAGAACUGCACAGCUACAUGGACAGAGCCCAGCUGACCCAGGAGCUCGGAGGCACUCUGGACUACAGUCACGAGAAGUGGAUUUCCCAUCGCACAGCUAUCGAAGGUUUUGCUCUGAUGGUGAAGAAGACGGCUCAGACACUUCAGUCUUUUGGGACAGAAUUGGCAGAGACUGAACUACCGAAUGAUGUCCAGGCCACUACAAACCUUCUUGCAACACACACAGGAAAGAAAGAUAAGAUGAAAGAGGAUUUACAGAUAGCCCUAAAUCAAGGAAACAGGCUUCUGGAAAGCAUUAAUGAACCAGUUACAAAGGAUCCUGACUAUAAGAUGAACCAAGAUGAGCUGGAGAACCUAACUACGGUACAGAGGCUGCUCUCCCAGCUAGAUGAGACGGAGACGGCGUUCGACGAGUUCUGGGAAAAGCACCACACCAAGCUGGAGCAGUGUCGACAGCUCAGGCUCUUCGAGCAGAGUUUCCGGGAGGUGAAGGCACAGCUAGACUUCCUGUCGGAACGCCUGGAGACGAUCUCGGAUGUUGGAGACAGCCCUGUGCACGUGGAGCAUGUUCUUCGAGACCUGGGCAGCUACGAGGAGAAAGCAUGUGAGAUUCUGGAUUGGGCAAAGGAUCUGGCGUGUCAGGGCGACCUGCUAAUCCAGAGCAAUCACUAUGCUGUGGACUCAAUCCUGCCCAAGUGCAGUGAGCUGAGGAGUGUGACCGAAGAGCUGGCCGCCGAGAUGAAGAUGAAGAAAAUCCGGCUUCACAAGUCAAUGGAGCUGCACCAGACUCUUGAAAAGGCUGCAAAGUGGUGUGAUGAUGGCAUCUACCUGCUGGCCUCCCAGCCUGUGGACAAGUGCCAGUCCCAGGAUGGAGCCGAGUCCGCGCUGCAGGAGAUCGAGCGAUUCCUCGAGUCCACUGCGCAGCACGGGCUCCCAGACCUCGGCGCGGUCUGGAGAGAGUACGAGUCCGUCCUCAACCAGGAAUUUCGGGACCAUGUCCAGAGAGUGUUCCAGAAACAGGAGGGGAUGCAGGAGAUGUUUGAGAAGCGCCGGGUGAGCCUGAAGAAACUGGCAGCAAAGCAGACCCGCCCUGUCCAGCCAGUGGCUCCCCGGCCUGAGGCCUUCCUGAAGUCUCCUCACACGUCCCCAGGAUAUUCCAGAGGCACUGAAAAGACCUUCUCUUUAGACAGUGAUGCCCUACAAAGACUCAACAGUAGAACGGGCAGCAGUCAAAUAAACAGUGGGGGCCGGCAUGACUCUCUUUCCGAAGAAGAGGAGAAUCUGGCUGUGCUGAGGAGGCAUGUGAUGAAUGAGCUGCUGGAAACCGAGAGGGCGUAUGUAGAAGAGCUACUGUGUGUGCUGGAGGGGUACGCGGCCGAGAUGGACAACCCACUGAUGAUGCAUCUGAUGCCAGCGGCACUGCUGAACAAGAAGGAUGUUCUCUUUGGAAACAUGACCGAAAUCUACGAGUUUCACAAACGGAUAUUUCUCAGAGAACUGGAGAAUUACACGGACUAUCCUGAACUUGUAGGGAGGUGUUUCAUCAAGAGGAUGAAAGAUUUGCAGAUUUACGAGAAGUACUGUCAGAACAAGCCCCGGUCUGAAAGCUUGUGGAGACAGUGCUCCGAUUGUGCCUUCUUUCAGGAGUGCCAGAAAAAACUGGAACAUAAAUUAGGUUUGGAUUCAUACUUACUGAAACCUGUUCAAAGGAUAACAAAAUAUCAGCUGUUAUUAAAGGAACUUUUGAAGUACAGUAAGAACUGUGAGGGAGCAGAAGAUCUGCAGGAUGCCCUGGCAGCCAUACUGGGCAUCUUGAAGGCCGUCAAUGACUCUAUGCACCUCAUCGCCAUCACGGGAUAUGAGGGUAACCUUGGUGAGCUUGGCAAGCUGCUGAUGCAGGGCUCCUUCAACGUGUGGACGGAGCACAAGAAGGGCCACUCAAAAGUGAAGGACCUGGCGCGCUUCAAGCCCAUGCAGAGGCACCUCUUCCUGCACGAGAAGGCCUUGCUGUUCUGUAAGAAGAGGGAGGAGAACGGGGAGGGCUACGAAAAAGCUCCUUCCUACAGCUUCAAGCAUUCCUUAAACAUGAGUGCCGUAGGAAUCACAGAAAAUGCGAAGGGAGACAAUAAAAAAUUUGAAAUCUGGUGCAACGCGAGAGAAGAAGUUUACAUCGUGCAGGCUCCUACUCCAGAAAUCAAAACUGCAUGGGUAAAUGAAAUCAGAAAAGUGCUAACUGGACAAUUGAAGGCCUACAGGGCAUACAAAGAUGUAGUCCUGCCGUGUAUAAAAGCGAGGCAGAACAGAACGUCAGAUCCGGCAUCUCCAAGUUCAGCAGUUCCCACUGCUGGGAGCUCAAGUCCUUUAAAGAGCAAUCUGAAAAGUGUGAGGAAAGGUGAGGAGAAAAAGGGUGAGCCUACCACCCCUGAUGGCUGUUUGAAUUCUUUGUCAUCUCCCAGGUAUAUGGAGAAAGGAAAAGAUGAUGCGGCAACUAGCCCUACUUCAGAGCGUUCUGCGGUCGCUAAAAAACGCUUUACUUUACAGGGCUUCAGCAACCUAAAGAGCCAGAAAGAGUCUCCGCUUCCUACUGUUAAAAGUCGAACAUUACCAAUGGCACUGCUCUCACAACCAGGAUCUCCUACUAGCCCUGACAAUAAGACAAAACGGCACGAGAUAAAGAGUGACCCCACUCCGUUUGGCUUUAGAGGCUGGGCCAAGCAGUCCCAUUCCCUGGACGUGGCGGGUGAAAAUGAUGGCUACUCCAGUGGGGAAGAUCCACUGAACUCCUCUGACGCAGAGGAAGAGGGAGGCAAAAAACUGACUCCUGGUAAAUACACUGUAGUAGCUGAUUAUGACAAAGGAGGGGCAGAAGAGCUCGCCGUUAAGAGUGGAGAAGUGGUACAGCUGAUUCGUGAGGGAGAAGAUGGCCAGUGGUUAGUUCGGAACCUGAACACAGCAAAAGAGGGAUGGGUACCCGCUGCUAACUUGCUGAAUUUGAUCGGAGACUCAAAGUCAUCUCAGUCUCUGAGCAGCUCAGAGUCGGGGAGUGGCUCCAGUAACCUGAGUGCCUCUUCCAGCUGCAGUGAGACCUACACUCCCAGCACCACCAGCUUCUCUGACAUCAAAGGCUGAACAUCGCUGACCUCCAGCUCUCAUUGACAUUUCUUGCCAGGCUUUUAUUUUCUCCCACUUUGAAAUUCAGUUCACUGGAAGGAGGGGUACACUGGAGUUUGUUUGUUUUUGUUUUUUUUUACAGUUUCAUUCCCUUUCGAACUACCAAACCCCAAAUGUUGGACUUUGUUUUGGAGAUUCAGCACAAUCAGGCCACACAAAACCGUCAUCCCCCAAGCACAUAAUUCAGGCUCUGUCUGUUCAUGAAGCUUGGCUUCUGUUAAAAAAUUAUUCGAUUAUUAAUUAUAAUAGAGGUUAUUCUAAUCUCUAUUUACAAUAUGGUUUACUGUUAUAGACAUCAUUAUGGACUUUUGCUGUUUUGGUUUGUUUUAUAAUUGCAGGAGUAAAACAAUCCUCCAAGAGACAAAUUUCCUGAAGGAUGUAAGAUAUGCUGUAUAUGGAUCUAUGUUUAUGUUUGCUCUGCAAUCUUAUUUUUAAAAUGCAAGCCUUAUACUUAAGCCAUUCCAGUCAAGACUAUCUCCCACUGUGUCUAUUUCUGUGCCAGAGCUUCUGUUUCUGAGUCACUGCUCUAUAAGGUCUAUAAGUAGCACUAAAUGAAUUUAACUACAGAGUUUAGCUUUAAUUAGAUAUUUUUGUGGUUCUGCAAACUUUUGCAUGAAAAGACCUUCAGAGGCUAAGGCUGUUUACAAAGUAUUACUGUUUCAUACCUUCUUGAUACAGUGUUGACUUUCUUUUGAUAUCUCAUGCACAGAAACCCAGCCAUACUGAUGUCCAGGAAUCUCCAACCAUUUCUAGUCAUCAGUAAGAAGUUGUCAAGUCUCAACAUUUGCUGCUUACAUAGAGCUUUAUUGAAAAUGAAUAGGGGAUAAAACUUUGUUACAACUUUGAAACAGAUGAAUACAUCUAUUUAUUUCUUGUAAAAGAGAGAAUAAUGUUUAAGUGAAGUUUGUAUAAAAUGUAAUGUUAUUUUUUUCAAAAACAUUGUACAUAAGGGACAUUAAAAUGAUGAGUACUUGUAAACCAUGGUCUUAUAUGGCUUAUAAAAACUAUACUGUAUCAUUGCAUUCCUAUGUCCACAUUGUAUUGUGUAUAUAUAUAUGUAAAUGAAUGUUAAUGUACUAAGAUUAGACUAUUAUUUCAUCAGAUGUCUGUAUCCAGAUAUGACCCAAUAUACUUUAGCAUUCAUAGAAUGACCUUGAUCUAUGAUGGAAAGCAGAUAUGUGGAUUUCAAAUGAAAAUAAAGCUUAUUCUAAGGGCAGUCCUAAAAUAAUAAAAUAUUGAUGAACUUUGUACUUAAAUGUAAUCAAUCAUAAUUUAAGAAACAUUUUUAAUGAAGUGGCUAAAAUAUGGGUUGGAGAAUAACUUGGUUUGACUAGAGUUUGUGUGCAGUGACAAAAUGUAACAUAUAUAUAUAUAAAGGCAUCAACCCAAAGGUCACUGAAUUGCACAACUGUGUCUAAAUCCUUGGAAGUUUAUAAGAAAAUUAUGUACAUGUACAGUGUUAGUUUCUGAUGCAUCUUAGAAGUUCAUUCUUAAAGUGUGAUUUAAAUCCUACUCUUGGGAUUGUUAUCUGAUGUAUGUUUUACAUUCAUGAACCUUUGGACAGCCAUUUCAAACCACUGCUCAACAAGCCAUUCAGAAUUAUAGUGUGUGGUGUUUUCUGCCAUUGUUAUACUGCCAUUUGGUCUCAGUGGACAUGUAAGGAAAAAAACUAUUUAUUUCGGGGAUAUUCUGUAAAGCUGGAGGUACACAAUCAAUUUGAAAGUUGCUUUGACAGUUCUAACUGACUGUCGUCACUUACUGACAAAAGAUUCCAUGAAAUGUUACUGAUAAUACAUCUAUUUUCAUUCAUUCACAGUUCUCAUGUACACAGAGGUGAGUGUUCAGUCAUUUAUGUUUUGUUAAAUCAUCCAAAAAGAGGAAGUACAGCUGCAGACAAGCUGAUGCAUAAGGAAACUUUUUAUCUGACAAAUAUUUAUGGGAUGUGAGAUCUGGAAAGCAUAAAGACUGCAAUAAAAGACCCAUCUGAAGACUUAACGUUUGAAGAAAAUAAUGGCCAAGUUACAAGGGAAAGUGAUACUCCCCACAUUAUCUGUAAACUACCGUAUGUAUUUGUUGUUUACAUAUUUUAAGACUCUUUCAUUUACUGUAGCAGCUGCCGGAACAUUUUCUAUAGGCAUCUGACAUCAGUUAUCCUAUCUAUAUGCAAGAUUUGGCAACGGUAAUUUGGUCAUAUUAUUUUGUCAGAAAUUAUGAAAAACUUGCUUGUGUAUCUCUAGCCAAAGAUAAUGUACUUUUUAUUUGCACUCCAAGUUAAUAUGAUACUGAUUUUACUGUUUAUUGCACUUUAUGCAGCACAUUGCGGCACAUUUCUUUUUUUAUGGUAAUUGAAUGAAAAUGUCAGAAGUCCUUAUAACUGUAUGAAAACAAAUGACUUGAAUAAAAUACUUUGAGACGUAC